CCACAAACUUGCUCUCAUUAUUUACAUAAGUGACUGCUUUCCUCUCACUGUCCCACUUUCUUGUGAAGAGUCGCACUGGUAGUUUCUGUCAGGACAUAUAACUGAGGGAAUGAGCACAAUUUAGGAAUAACUGGACAUCUAAAACCCAUUUUACUUGAAGCUCGCAAAGAUGAAUUCCUGGCUCAUAAGCGCGCUCGCGCUGAUUGUCUACUGUUGCCACGACGCCCUCUCGUGUCCAAAGCGAUGCACUUGCCAUUUCAGCACCAAAACAACGGAGGUUGUGUGCCCUGACGCCGGCCUAUCUCAUUUCCCUGGAGAAGGACUACCACGCACCACAACCGCACUGACCAUCCAGUUUACAAACCUGAGCGUGCUGACCUCAAAAGAUCUGAAAGCCAUCCCAUUGCUAGAGGAGCUGCACUUGCCUGGCAACAAACUGAGCAGCUUACCCGCAGAUCUUCUGAUGUACGUUCCUCACCUACACACCAUAGACCUCACAGAUAAUGAACUGCGUGAGCUUCCUUCACACGUUUUCCAUCACGCUCCACUUCUUAACCUGGUGCUAAAAGACAACCGCAUCUCCAGUAUCCACCCUGACUGGAUGCCCAACAACAGCACUCUCUCAUGGUUGGACUUGUCAGGAAACCAUCUUACGAAAUUCCCAAUGGCUCAACUCCAGGCAUUGAAUCACCUCAAGGUUCUGCAAAUUUCACAGAAUAAACUCGAGGAGCUUCCAGUUGGAUGCCUAGACGCCCACCCUGCCCUAGAGAGACUUCAUUUGGACCAGAACAAAAUUGAAUCCCUGGAUGUGAAGGCCUUCAGCAACACUGCUAACCUGACUCAUAUUUUCUUGCAGAAAAACAGACUGGAGAGCCUCCCACCCACUGUUUUCCAGGGGCUCCAACGCUUGGAGUUUGUAGACCUCCAAGACAACAGGCUAAACUCUAUUCUUCCUGGCACGUUAGAUAUUAAUACCAGCUGGGUGGAGUUGACCUUAAACCCCUGGCAUUGUGACGCUAAAAUAGAGUACCUGUGGAAGAAACUCACUAUGGAAACCCUACAGUCUGAGCCAAAAUGUGCUUCACCUGAGAGCCUGAAAGAUCGGGUCAUCGCAACACUUAAACGCAAAGAAAUGGGCCUGCCAGAGUAAAAAACACUAGUUCAGAUGAGGAAGAAAAUGUGUUUAAGAGAGCAAUAGUAACUAGUAAAUAUGAGUAAGGAGACUUUCCUUAAUGUAAACAUUAUGGUAGUAUCUAUCUAGUGCAAAUUAAAAAUCGAUUUUUAUUUCUUCGUACGUACAGAAAUGUAAUAGAAAUGGCCAUGAAGAUCUUUUCUGAAAUCUUAAAAUGUACACUUUUUAAAAAGUAUAAUUGUUCAUAUUUCAUUUUAAUAGCAUGCUUGGUUGUAAAUGACUGAUUGAACUAAGAUCUUGUAAUGCACUAAACCGGACAACUACAGCCAAUUUAAUACGUUUAGACUACUCCUAUAUACUAAUCAUGAUCUGACACUAAAGCUCUCUGGCAUGUCAAUAAAUUACAGAUAAUAAAAGACA
This is a messenger RNA of Paramisgurnus dabryanus, 1552 nucleotides long. RefSeq lists its product as uncharacterized. Gene Ontology annotation, molecular function: protein binding. The record is from RefSeq and is a predicted model, not a curated record. NCBI's taxonomy places the organism in Eukaryota, Metazoa, Chordata, Actinopteri, Cypriniformes, Cobitidae.